AUGGCAUGGCAGGGCAGGGACAUGUCACUGAGGGCAAGAGGCUCCCUGCAAGCACGCCGUUUCACAGGCCUGCAACUGACUGACAGCGACCGCCAUGGCAUCAUAGCCGCUAUCAGUCCCUGCUGCGGAGCGAGCAGCGCUUUCAGUCGAGCCCAUUUCGCUUUCCCCAAAUGUCAUCUUUCGACGAAUGUGACUGCUGCAGAUAGAUUGGUUGACCUGUACUUGCCCAAGGUACAUACAUACGAGGACUCGGUAGUACCUACCUACAGCAGUGCCACGCUCCCCAGUUCCAGGCUGUGGCUGGAGCCUCAAGCCCCCGGAAUCUCCAUGCCCCGACGUCGUGUCUCAAGCCUCACGCCUGACGCCUUCACGCUUCCAGCCUCACGCCUCAAGCCUCACGCAUCCAGCUUCAAGCCUCGCGCUGACAUGCUCGCUAAAAGCAAGCAGAGACAGAAACAAACAGCUUCCGGUCAAAUCAUCCACGGAAGUCCUUCUCUAGCAAUACAUAGUCCUUCCAAGUCGAUCCCGUUGACGCCACCUUUUGCUGCCAUUCUGACCUCUCCAGCCACAACAUGCAGAAUGCCAUCAUUCCAGCUCGAAUACGUACGAGUGCUGCAUCUGCAGCUAAUCAGCAUCAACCACUACUGUACUGUACAGUACCUGAAUCAUAUAAUCAACACGCGUGCAAGCAGCCCAGCAGUCCACCAGCGUUCAUCAACGGGUGAGAGACAAGCAUACUCGUACUACAAGUAUUACUCGGAUCACGAGUUCCUCACGCCCUGGACAGUUGCGUCACGCCAACUGAAUCAGAACCACGCAGAUCCCCCAAGUCGGCGACCCGUAGCCUCGCUGAUCCCCUAA
Messenger RNA from Trichoderma reesei QM6a, 861 nucleotides. RefSeq lists its product as uncharacterized. NCBI's taxonomy places the organism in Eukaryota, Fungi, Ascomycota, Sordariomycetes, Hypocreales, Hypocreaceae. The record is from RefSeq and is a predicted model, not a curated record. The transcript is spliced from 5 exons. The coding region runs from base 1 to 861 and encodes 286 amino acids.